AUGGCACGUUCUCCAGACAAGAUAAAAAGCAUCGAUGGCUCAAAAGAAACUCUUAAACUUAGUGUGAGGAUCAGUGAUCUAUGGUUUAUUGACACGCCUAACAAAUCUGAGCAAGCUGAGAUGGUGUUUGUGGACUCCGACGGUGAUGAGAUCCACGCUUACAGAGUGUGUGAUCACCAAUUUAAAUUGGUGUUUAUUGGGGUUACUGUUGUGAGGGAGUGUGUUCUAGAGGACAUCCCUUUUAGAAAAUACAGGUUUGCUGGAUUUGCGGAUGUUGUGGCUGGCCAGUUUGAACCUAGGCUAUUGGUUGAUGUUAUUGGUGUUGUGGAGGAGGUUGUCUUUCACCAAGUUUCAGGAAAAGGUAGAAGGGUAGUCUUUAAACUAAAGGACUUGAGCCAGCAAUUGCUAUCUUGCACUUUGUGGGAUGAUUAUUGCUUGCAAUUUUUAAAGUUCUUAGAUGAUUAUGAAGGUGAUGGCCCAAUUAGAGUUCUAUUGACCCAUGGUAGAAUAAAGGAAGCUCAGGGAUCUUAUCCCCCAUCGGUCAGCAAUUCUUUCAAGGCUUCAAAGUUAAUUAUUAACCAACCCGUGAUGGAGAUUCAAGAAUUCAAUGAACGGCUUGCAGAGUUGGGCAUUGAGGCCCGAUCAGGUUUUAAAUCCCAUGGUGAAGGGAGUACACAACUUUCAGGUUCUAUCCAAUUAUCAUCAAAGGAAUCAUUCUUUGGGAAGGCUGAGGCAAAGACUAUUGCUGACAUUAAUACCAUCUCUGAAGAUGGUGAUGUUGAUUUGAAUGUUUCACCCCAAACACUUGAUAAGCUGCUGGGUUAUGAACUUGCUUUCAAGAUAAAGGUGCAACCCAAGUUCAGGAAUUCUGCUGUUUUGAAGUGUUCAGCUGACUCAAGCUUAAUAAAUGUUGUGAUGGAUAUGCUAGCUGAUGCUGAGCAAUCCCUGUCUGUGAUAGCAAACCAUGAUCCACUGCUUGGACUUCCCUUGACGCCUACAAAGCGACAGUCAUUUCAAGAUUGUGAUGAUGAAGCAGGGACCUCUCAAAUUUCACUUGCACAUCUUUCAUCCAACAAAUUAAAGAAACAUGGCGCAAUUUAG
Messenger RNA from Glycine soja, 1101 nucleotides. RefSeq lists its product as uncharacterized. The record is from RefSeq and is a predicted model, not a curated record. NCBI's taxonomy places the organism in Eukaryota, Viridiplantae, Streptophyta, Magnoliopsida, Fabales, Fabaceae. Bases 1 to 1101 code for a protein of 366 amino acids. The transcript is spliced from 9 exons.